Drosophila arizonae is the source of this 3432-nucleotide messenger RNA. RefSeq lists its product as uncharacterized. The record is from RefSeq and is a predicted model, not a curated record. NCBI's taxonomy places the organism in Eukaryota, Metazoa, Arthropoda, Insecta, Diptera, Drosophilidae. Gene Ontology annotation, biological process: nucleotide catabolic process. Gene Ontology annotation, molecular function: hydrolase activity.
GAGUUUAGUUGGAGUUCUGCUUUCCACAGUGACGGUUUGGAAUCGGCAAAUCAAAGCGACUAAUUUCUGCGCAUACCAAUUCGAUUGUAUCCGUGUGUGUGUUUGUGUGUUUUUAGCCGUUUUAGACGCAGAAUAUUACAGAGCGCAGCAUUUUUUGGUGUACAAGAAAAAGUGGUGCGCGAAACAGGAUUUUAACUUGGCUGUUUCUUCGCCCCCAACUGCUGCAGCACACAAGCCCAGUUGAGUUGAGUGAAGCGCUAAUAACUGUGCUUCGACUUUAAGCUUGUUUACGUCAAGGUCGCUGCAUAGGAUAACAACAAAAACAACAACAACAACAACAAACAAACAAUUAGAAAUUUCCUAGAACAAAUCGUUGCACGCACCAGCCGCAGGAUGAGCAACAACAGAAACAUCAACAAUGACGGCGGAGGUGGCGUCGCAGGUGGCGAUACUGAAAUGGCAGCGGGUGCAACAGCAUUUGCUGCCUCUGUUGCAACAGCAACUGCAACAGCAACAACAACAGCAACUGCAACAGCAACAGCAACUGCAACAGCAACUGCCAACUCAAGUUCAACGCGUCGUUUGGUACAUUUGCAGGGCGGCAAUCGUGGAGCUGCCAUGGGCAAUGUUGUUGGCUGGCUAAAGCAGGCUUCCAUUGAGGUGCGGGACGCUGGCACCCGCACUCUGUCCAUGCUGCAGAGCACAAAUCCGAAUUUUCGCUCACUCGACUUAUCGCUGACGCCCACAGUAUCCGUGUCGGCCAGUGUGCCGGGCAGUGUGCCGACUACAACGAGUGCCGAGGGCUCACUGAGCGGCUCCACAAAUCUGACUGGCAUUCUGCAAGACCCAGAGGAUAGCUGCGAUACCAAAUUGCUGACACGAACACGGGCAUACGCGUCCGUUAGUCAGCCACAGAGUCCAAGGCAUCGUGGGCGUGGCACACCGAACGGCCUGACCGGACGCUCAACAUCGAUAUCGUCACAGCUGGAGAAGACCAAAAAGCUGCUCAAAAUGACGGAGGGCGAGGACAAGCCACUGACCAUUCUGCACUAUAACGAUGUCUACAACAUCGAAUCGAUGGCCGAGACGGAGCCGGUGGGUGGUGCGGCCCGCUUUGCCACAGCCAUCAAGAGCUUUGCACAUCUCAAUCCACUUGUACUGUUCAGCGGUGACGCCUUCUCGCCCAGCAUGCUGAGCACCUUUACCCAAGGCGAACAGAUGAUACCUGUGCUCAAUCAGGUGGGCACACAUUGUGCUGUCUUUGGCAAUCAUGAUUUUGAUCACGGCCUGGACGUGCUGGUUAAGCUGAUCAAACAAACGGAUUUCCCUUGGCUCAUGUCGAAUGUGGUUGACAACGAAACUGGUCGCCCGCUGGGCGGUGGUAAAAUCUCUCAUUUUAUAUUACACAAUCAAAUCUCGAUUGGACUCAUUGGUCUGGUCGAACGGGAAUGGCUCGAAACGUUGCCCACAAUCGAUCCCACCGAGGUCACAUAUAUCGACUAUGUGGAGGCUGGAAAUCGUUUGGCCCGCGAGCUGCGCAACGAGGGCUGCGAUCUGAUCAUUGCCCUCACACACAUGCGCACGCCCAACGACAUAAAUCUGGCCGAGAAAUGCAAUGGCAUUGACAUCAUUCUCGGUGGCCACGAUCACGUGCGAGAAGUGACCGAAAUUAAUGGCAAAAUGAUUGUGAAAUCUGGCACAGAUUUCCAACAGUUCUCAGUCAUAACCAUCGAGCGGCAGGCCAACGAUCGCACACAGUUCACAACGGAUGUGCAGUGCAUGGACGUGACGUCCAAGAUACCCGAGGAUCCGGUGCUCAAACAGGAAUUAGCCAAAUAUGCCAAAUUCAUAGAGAGCAAGCUAUCGGAUGUUAUGGGCAUAUUCAGUGUGGAGCUCGAUGGUCGCUUCUCGAAAGUGCGCACUCAGGAAACGAAUCUGGGCAACUGGGUAUGCGAUGUGGUGCUGGCAGCUGUGGGUGCCGAUGUGGUUAUACUGAAUGGUGGCACUUUUCGCUCGGAUCGCAUACAUCCCGUGGGCAAGUUUACAAUGGGUGACCUGGUCAAUGUCAUACCCAUGCGAGAUCCUUUGAUCUUGCUGGAGGUCAAGGGACACAUGCUGUGGCAGGCGCUUGAGAACGGCGUGUCGGCCUAUCCGAAGCUUGAGGGUCGUUUCCCACAGGUGGCUGGCAUUAGUUUCGCCUUCGAUCCACAAGCGGAGCCUGGCAAGCGCAUCGAUCCACAGUUGAUACAGGUGGGCGAUGAGUAUUUGAAUCUGGAGCAGACCUACAAGCUGUGCGUCAAGAGCUACUUAUAUAUGGGCUGCGAUGGCUAUACCAUGUUCAAGGAUGCCAAAGUGUUGAUGGAUGACGAUGCCUGUCCAGAGCUGGGCAUAACGUUGCAAAAUCACUUCAAGGCCAUCAAUUCGCGCAAAUGUGGUCAGAACACCAAGCAUCGACAGUCGCUAGUGACGCUAUCGCGGCGCCACAGUCUGGUGCAAUGUCUGGACAGUUUAGAUCUGGAUGGUCCGUCGCCCAUACGUAAACUCUCUGUGGGUCAUCAUAAUAAGUCGAUGGAUCUGGCGCAUGGCAAUUCGCAGAAGAUGCUGCGUCGUGCCUCGUUAGAUGAUCUCGAGCAGUCCACUUGCGAUUUGGCGCCACAGAUUGAGCAUCGCAUUAUAAUGAUACAAAACGAGGAGCAUCAUCGUCAGCUGCUAUAUAAGAAGGAGACGCACAUUAUGAACUCGACCAUAACCGAGGCGGAGGACGAUAGUUACAAAUGUAGGCAACUUGAAACGAGUUGUAGGGCAAUUACCGAUUCGGAAAGACAGAUAUGAGUUAAGCAGAAGUGAAAGACAGUUAGUAAAGCAAGCUUAGUUAUGCAUCGAUGGAAAUCAUCUAGAGAGAUAUAUAUAUAUACACCCAUAUAUAUAGACGUUACGAUAUAUGUUAUUUAUUGCUGUUGUUAUCAUUAUAAUUAAUUAAUUUUUUGCUAAGUUUAAACGAGAUUACUCUGAAAACAAAAAACAAGAAAACCAAUCUGAUAUUGAUAUUAAUAUUGUGUACCUAAAUAAGUUUAGACAAAAACCGAUAAAUUAAGUUGAUGCAACUAUGAAUGUUUUUAAUAUACCUAUUAUUUAUAUAUACAUAUAUUUAUAUAUUGUUCGCAGGACAACUUUAGGAAUUUAUUUUGAAAGACAUUCCAAAAGGACAAAACUUCUCCAAGCCAGUUGAUCAAUGCAGAGGUUGUAGCAAUAUUUUAGGUGUAUUAUAAUUUUUAAUGGUGUCUCCAACUAACCCAAAAGAAACUUAGCUAGAGUUGUGUAUGUGUAUGUGUGAGUGAGGAUAGGCAAAUUGAAAUGUGAGGAUAGCAAGCAAUAUUUUAGAGAGAAAGAGCGAGAGAGAACGGGCCAUGCAUGUGUAUAGGGUAUGGAUUG